Ambispora gerdemannii is the source of this 369-nucleotide messenger RNA. The record is from the annotation of a GenBank genome assembly. Lineage: Eukaryota; Fungi; Glomeromycota; Glomeromycetes; Archaeosporales; Ambisporaceae.
AUGGCACCCGACGAUAUCCUAAACACGUUCAUCUUGAUAAUAGUCGGGAUACUUAUCGUGUCAUUGACGGUAGCGAUAGUUUGGUGUAUUCUUGGGAAAAGCGUGUUAUUUCUAUUUAAUAAUUGUGUUAUGCCGAUGCGUGAGUCGUGGAAAACGAAACGACAGGUUUCGCCUGAUAGACUAAGACGAGGAGUUUUGCCCUCUACUAAUAAUCAUAAUGCUCGUGCUAAUCAUAAUAUUUCAAUGACAUCUACAACACCAACAAUAAUCAGGAUGCCAGUGCCAGCACAUCAUCACCACAAUCAGUUUUAUGAUAGUCUUGGCAACAAUAGUGAUAAAUCAGGACCGAUAAUAAGAGUGCUGUCAUAA